AUGAAGCAAUCACCCAAAACCGAGGCAACCCCGAGAAUCGGGAACUUGAUUUCGAAACCAUCCAGUCAGACAAUACUUGAGUCCUCGAAGGAAUUGUUCGAGCUGAUCUUGUUACUGGGUGAUUACUUCGCAGCAGAUCAACAGAUUUACGAUAGAAAAACCAGUGGUCUCACAGACAGAGAGGAAGAGAUUCUUAAGCGAUACUGUAAGGAUAUCGCUGAUACUUGA
Messenger RNA from Penicillium taxi, 228 nucleotides. RefSeq lists its product as uncharacterized. The record is from RefSeq and is a predicted model, not a curated record. The transcript is spliced from 2 exons. Bases 1 to 228 code for a protein of 75 amino acids. NCBI's taxonomy places the organism in Eukaryota, Fungi, Ascomycota, Eurotiomycetes, Eurotiales, Aspergillaceae.